AUGCCUUCUUUGCUUCGCCUUUUCUUCCAGAUUGAGUUUGAUAUCGCAGUCCAGGUGCCUUCGGACCACAGCCCGGCCUUGGUGCUCAACGGGACCGAGCUGAGACGUCUGCAGGAGCGAGUCAAGCAGUUGGAGGUUGAAAAGCAGCAGCAGACAGAAGUCUACAAUCAAGCCAGGCAGCAGCAUAUCAAGCUCAUCCAAGAACGCAAGGACAUGAACGCCGAGAUCCAGCUGCUGGAGAAGCUUUGCAACCAGCUUAUGAUGAGAAGGUUCGGAAGGGAGGUGGAUCUGGAGGUUCUGCAAACGCUAUCCGGUAACAGGACAGUUGAGGAACUGAAGCAGGAGAAACUCCUUCAAGAAGCCGCGUACGCCAAAGAAAUCCAACAGUGGGAUGUCAAAGUCGAAAAAGCUCGCGAGGCUCUGAUGGAGAUGACAAGGAGCAACACGGAGCGACUCCUCUGCUUGAAUAGUCUCUUCGAGCAGAGGAAGGAGCUGGAGCGCAAACUCGACGCAAGACAGAAGAAAAUUGGCAAACAGCUUCAAGAGUGCAGCAGGCGAGCUGACAGAAACGAAAUCUUGAGUCUUCAAGAGCUGGUGAGAAAGCAGUCGCAGCAGUUGGAGAAUCUCAGAAGAGAAAUCAUCCUUCUGUCCCAUCAAGGAGCCGAUGGCCUCGCCAGCAGCCAAACUAAGCUGCCUCCACUUGCUCAUUUCACCAACACAACAGUUCAGAAACACGCAAGGAAACCAGGUAAAGCAAAUUUAAACAGGAGAGACAGGAAGGCAUACGACUGAACAUGUACAGUGAGGUCACAAAAGGAGACAACUCCUCAAGGCCAUCAAGCACCGACCCCAAUGUCAAUUAUUCAUUCAGAUUUUUGUUUUUUUGUAUUUGUUGUGCUUAUUUGCAAUCCACAAGUUCUGAUUUGAAAUCGACAAGGACGGAAAAAAAAACCUAAACAAAAACAAGCUGUUGUACUGUCAACGCCAAUGCAAUGCAUUCAUAAAUUACAACAAUCCAUCCAUCAUCCAACCAUGCAUUUUGUUGUGCUCAUCAAAACAAGAGUUGUGUAAGAUUGACAAAUGCAUUUUUCCUUGGGACUACUCGACUUACUUUUCACUGUACUUUUUUUUUUUU
This is a messenger RNA of Hippocampus comes (tiger tail seahorse), 1135 nucleotides long. RefSeq names its product cilia- and flagella-associated protein 44-like. The record is from RefSeq and is a predicted model, not a curated record. NCBI's taxonomy places the organism in Eukaryota, Metazoa, Chordata, Actinopteri, Syngnathiformes, Syngnathidae. The transcript has 4 exons. The coding region runs from base 1 to 792 and encodes 263 amino acids.